Molecule: messenger RNA, 3227 nt
Organism: Nothobranchius furzeri (turquoise killifish)
Lineage: Eukaryota; Metazoa; Chordata; Actinopteri; Cyprinodontiformes; Nothobranchiidae
Gene: kpna1
Product: karyopherin alpha 1 (importin alpha 5)
Biological process (GO): NLS-bearing protein import into nucleus; postsynapse to nucleus signaling pathway
Cellular component (GO): cytoplasm; nucleus; nucleoplasm
Molecular function (GO): nuclear import signal receptor activity; protein binding
Source: RefSeq, a predicted model, not a curated record
CUAUGAGUCAAAGUAAGGACAAUGCACGACUCAAGAGCUACAAAAACAAGUCUCUUAACACAGAUGAGAUGAGGAGGAGGAGGGAAGAGGAAGGCCUGCAACUUAGGAAACAGAAGAAGGAUGAACAACUUUUUAAAAGGAGGAAUGUUGCCACUGUGGAGGAUGAGGGCACCCUUGAGGAUGAUGGAAUGGCUGAUAGUGGCUAUCUGGAAUCUCAGGCUAACAACCUGGACCCACUAAUGGGUGGGGUGAUCUCUGAUGACAUGAUUCAGAUGAUCUUCUCCAGCUCUCCGGAGCAGCAGUUGAUAGGCACUCAGCGCUUUAGGAAGCUUCUUUCAAAAGAACCCAACCCACCCAUCGACGAAGUUAUUGCCACUCCGGGGGUGGUCGAGUGUUUUGUUGAGUUUCUGAAGAGGAGAGAAAAUUGCACAUUGCAGUUUGAGGCAGCUUGGGUGCUGACCAACAUUGCUUCAGGGACAUCCCACCAGACGCGGGUUGUGAUCCAGGCUGGAGCUGUGCCCAUCUUCAUAGAGAUGCUGAGCUCAGAUUUUGAAGACGUUCAGGAACAGGCAGUGUGGGCAUUGGGUAACAUAGCAGGUGACAGCACAGAAUGCAGAAACUUUGUCAUCAACUGCAACAUCCUGCCUUCCCUGCUGCAGUUAUUGGCCAAACAGAAUCGCCUAACGAUGAUGAGGAACGCCGUGUGGGCGCUCUCAAACCUGUGUAGAGGAAAGAACCCACCCCCAGACUUUGCUAAGGUGUCCCCAUGUCUCUGUGUGCUGUCCUGGCUGCUGUUUGUUAACGACACAGACAUCUUGGCUGAUGCAUGCUGGGCACUGUCCUACCUAUCUGAUGGCCCUAAUGACAAAAUCCAGGCUGUUAUUGACUCAGGAGUCUGUCGGAGGCUAGUGGAGUUGUUGAUGCACUCUGAUUAUAAAGUGGUGUCUCCAGCUCUGCGGGCUGUUGGGAACAUCGUCACUGGCGAUGAUCUGCAGACACAAGUGAUCCUGAACUGUUCAGCUCUGCAGUCCCUACUUUACCUCCUGAGCAGCCCAAAGGAGUCUAUCAAGAAGGAAGCUUGUUGGACCAUUUCCAACAUCACCGCAGGGAAUCGAGCACAAAUACAGAUGGUGAUGGAUGCAGGUCUGCUGCCUCCUCUCAUCAGCAUCCUGCAAGUAGCAGAGUUUCGCACAAGGAAGGAGGCGGCGUGGGCCAUUACCAACGCCACUUCAGGAGGCUCUGCAGAGCAGAUCCGGCAUCUGGUGGAACUGGGCUGUAUAAAACCUCUGUGUGACCUGCUCACGCUCAUGGACUCCAAGAUUGUCCAGGUGGCUCUGAAUGGGCUGGAGAACAUCCUGCGACUGGGAGAGCUGGAGGCCAAAAGGGGAGGGGGAGGCAUCAACCCUUACUGUGCGCUGAUCGAAGAGGCUUAUGGUCUGGACAAGCUGGAGUUCCUGCAGAGUCACGACAACCAGGAGAUCUAUCAGAAGGCCUUCGACCUGAUCGAGCGCUACUUCAACACCGAUGACGAGGACCCGUCUCUGGCACCGGCUGUGGACCUGCAGCAGCAGCAGUUCCUCUUCCAGCAGCGCGAGGCUCCCAUGGAGGGCUUCCAGCUAUAAUGCUAAACCCCGCCUCCUCCCAUCAUGCUCCAGCUGCAUCCUCACCUCACGCCUCUCAGCCUCAGUCCUGCAGCCAAGAACCGGGGUGACGGUAGCCCCCCCCCCCCCCCCCCCUCUCCUCUUCCAGCCUGAGAGGCAGACAUAAUCGUUACCAUGGUUAUAAGAUGAUGUACCAUUACAGAAGCACACGUCUGAGCGUGCGUCCAACAUGGGUCCGUUUCUGCAGUCCUGUCAGCCAGUUUGUGAAGGUUCUAUUAGUCAUUCUUUUGUGCUGACUUCCUUAUAGUCCGAGUCCUUCCUCGUCACGUCAUCUCAAUCUUUUUGGAUUUUCUCCUCUGAUCAUCUAAACAAGAACCUCCCCUCUACUUGCUCGCGUCUCAGCAGGUGGGACGACACGGCUCGCCCUGAAGCAUUAACGACCGGACGAACCCACGGCGAAUGAUCCAACCUAAACACUGGACUGACUUUGAAACACUGACCACGUGUUUGUGUCACAGGACUCAACAAACUUCUACGAAAGGCACUUAACUCUCGAAAGGAGGUCGGACUUCCUUACCUCCUCCUAGAACCACAGAUCGACUGAUUUAAAAAUGGCGACUUUGUUGCUGUGAGGUGGUUGCAUUCCCGCCUGGAUCUCAUAUCAUUCCUCUAACCAGUAUUUGGGACUUUUCCUCCGACACUGGCUCCAUCCUCUAAAGACUGCCUCCUUUGAUGUGACGUAAACAAACCCAUGGAACCAUGGGAACUGGAGUCUUCCUUUGCACUGAGACAAUUUGGACGGACUUGGACGAGACGAGAAAAACAAAAACAGACGAUAUAAAUAUAUAUAAAAACUCUAGAUUCUGUCCAGCAGCUAACCAGCAGGAUUUUUAUUAUUUUUUAUUUGAAUUAUUCUAUCAUUUCAUUUUCCGCACUUUAGUUUUGGACUGAUGCGUGUUCAUUGACAGCUGUUUCUGCUUUUGCUGUUUAAUUGCUUGAUGACACAGCUCUUCCUUCUCAGGAAGACGUGGGGGGGAGGGGGGGUCUUGUCCUCGUCCCCCUCCUGUGAGGAAAUAAGGACAUUGUUCAGCCUUCCCUCUAAGGGGAUGGAUUGGACUGAAACAGUCAGAAAGCAUCUGACACAAUCAGAGGAUCACGUUGCCUCAGAAAAAAAAAUCAUUACAAAUAAGUAUUUAGUCAAUUGGCUUUUUCAGCUAUAAGGAGUCUAAAAUGAGGCAUAAGUUCAGGUACAGUAUUUAAAUCUGAUCAUGCCUAAUCAGCACAUUUAUCAGCUUUUAGGCCAGAGAUUGGUUGUUCAGUUUUUUCCUAUAAAGAGUAAUUUUUAUUUGGAAAUUGACGUCUUUAGCUGAUGGUGCCAUAAUCUUUAUUGAUGAUUGGAAACUCUUCCACAGUUUCAGCAAAGAUCGUGAAAGUUCUGGUGAUCAGCUUAGCUAGCACAAAUUAAUGUUUGUUUACCAAGUCUUUGAUCAGAUUUCUUACUUUUGAUUGUCAGCCAGAGAUGACCAGCUCUACGUGUUCAUUACUGUUUGUUGUGUCGGGUUUGUGCAUCAAGUUAUGCCAUUUGCAUAAAAGUUGUUUCAUAAACGGAUCAAAGUGACAAAUGAA